UUGGAGAUAAUCGCCCUCUAGACUUUCUUUCCCAGUUCCAGCUAGGUGUUUCAAUAGUCUUUUGAUCAUACAACCGGUACCAUGACGAUCAUCUCGAGCCUCGCGUGCUCGCAUGCAGUCUUGAUCUGCACCCACGUCGAAUCUUGUACUACAUACGCAUCUCGUCAGCUUGAUUGUAACCGACGAUCUGAAUACCAUGGCGCCUCUUUUCCAGGGUGCUGACGUGGGGGUAAGUGGACCUGACCUUUCACCCAGUAUUGACUGAUGACAGGACUUGUGCCGGGGUUGACGUUAGCGAAGACGGUGUCGGUGCACAAGGUUUGUAUCCGGACUUCAACCAGCCGUCGGGUCUGUACGACAUUGCUGCGGUCCCUAGAUACUCCCCUUGCUCCUGAGCCACGAGCGUGGUCAGCGCAACGUCUGCUUCGGGACUGUCAGCCUAGAUCGCCAUCAAGAACUAAUCAUCCGACUUAUAGCACUACUUGCUCACAGCGAUGACCGGUCAAAGCUUUAUACAUAGUCCAUUUCAGAGACCCGUGGGACGACCUGCUUGACCAGAAGAAGCCUCAUGCAGAGCUAGUUUAACGCAACCUGAGAUUGCUAGCCCCGGUGGAGGAUCAGCCGUCCACCCUGAGCAAGUCCGAGUCCACAAUCCUCGAGCUGAGCGCGUGUGGAUUCCGUGAGCAUCAUAUCGAUCGAUCGGUUACCUUGUUUGAACGAAACCUUAAACCACGAUUCCGGUUGCGACUCAAAGAUCCAGAGAAGAGAGGGAGCAGGUUAAACCGGCAAGUGAUGCGCGUCCAUUCAGGAACCUGGAUAUUGCCCGCUAUCUCUGGCUCCUCAGGUGGACGCACCCUCGAUGAGUCCCCGACGUCUGAAUAGCCGUAUCUGAGAUGG
Mycena citricolor is the source of this 897-nucleotide messenger RNA. Lineage: Eukaryota; Fungi; Basidiomycota; Agaricomycetes; Agaricales; Mycenaceae. The record is from the annotation of a GenBank genome assembly.